AUGGCAGUUCCAAAAAAACGUACUUCUAAAUCAAAAAAAAAAAUUCGUGAAACAGUAUGGAGAGAAAAAGCCAAUCAAGCUAGAAUAAAAGCUUUUUCAUUAGCUCAAUCUAUUUUAACAGGUCGUUCAAAAAGCUUUUAUUACACAACAACUGAAAAAGAUUCUAAUUUAUCAGAAUAA
Molecule: messenger RNA, 180 nt
Organism: Physcomitrium patens
Lineage: Eukaryota; Viridiplantae; Streptophyta; Bryopsida; Funariales; Funariaceae
Source: the annotation of a RefSeq genome assembly